Molecule: messenger RNA, 639 nt
Organism: Schistocerca cancellata (South American locust)
Lineage: Eukaryota; Metazoa; Arthropoda; Insecta; Orthoptera; Acrididae
Product: muscarinic acetylcholine receptor DM1-like
Exons: 3
Coding region: 1-639 (212 amino acids)
Biological process (GO): chemical synaptic transmission; adenylate cyclase-inhibiting G protein-coupled acetylcholine receptor signaling pathway; G protein-coupled receptor signaling pathway, coupled to cyclic nucleotide second messenger
Cellular component (GO): dendrite; synapse; plasma membrane
Molecular function (GO): G protein-coupled acetylcholine receptor activity; G protein-coupled serotonin receptor activity
Source: RefSeq, a predicted model, not a curated record
AUGGUGCUCAUCGCCAUCGUCGCCGGCUUCCUCAGCCUCGUCACCGUCGUCGGGAACUCCAUGGUGAUGAUCUCGUUCAAGAUCGACAAGCAGCUGCAGACCAUCAGCAACUACUUCCUGUUCUCGCUGGCAGUGGCCGACCUGGCCAUCGGGCUCAUCUCGAUGCCGCUGUUCACCGUGUCCACGAUCCUGGGCUACUGGCCGCUCGGGCCGCACAUCUGCGACACGUGGCUGGCGCUCGACUACCUGGCGAGCAACGCGUCCGUGCUCAACCUGCUCAUCAUCUCGUUCGACCGCUACUUCUCCGUCACACGGCCGCUCACCUACAGGGCCAAGCGCACCACCAACAGGGCUGCCAUCAUGAUCGCGGCGCUGGCGAGAGUGGACGCGGCCCUCCACGAGGGCCAUCGAGCGGCCGCCGCCGGCAGACACAGGUGCGAGACCCGCGCCUGCGCGCCGCCGAGGCGUUGCCGCUGCCGCUGCCGCUGCCUUCCCACCUCCAGUCCACGUUCUGCGGGGCCAACGCACUCCUACAUAAUCGCGCUAGUCUCCGACGCUCGAAGUAGUUUCUCGUGGCGCACGUGCGAUCAGCUACAUGUUGAUAGCCCAUCAGUUUCACAGUAUGAUGAAGAUGAAUAG